This is a messenger RNA of Phyllotreta striolata, 2583 nucleotides long. The record is from the annotation of a GenBank genome assembly. NCBI's taxonomy places the organism in Eukaryota, Metazoa, Arthropoda, Insecta, Coleoptera, Chrysomelidae.
AUGGUAGUUUGUCCAGCCGAACACGGUGUUCAGGCGGAUGUUAUAUUUCUCGUAGAAGGUACAGCUGUAAAUGGAGCUUACAUCAACGACAUAAAAACAAACUACAUUAUACCUUGCCUAGAAUACUUCAGUCAGGGUAACAUAGAUGAGUCUAUAUACGUUCCGGAGAAUUCCAAUUCGCUUUACGGCAUUGUUGUGUUCCAAGCCGCCGAUUGUUUACCCCACCUAAGCACAGACACCUUCGGUCCUUUCAUCAGCCCUUCGAAAGUAUUAUCCGCAAUAGACAAAUUAGAUUUAGUAGGCGGUAAAGGCGAAUCCCACUCGAAUAUAGCAGAAGGUUUGGCUACUUCGUUGCUUUGCUUUGAGGAAUUGCAGCAGAAAAGAGAUGUCAGCACGCCGGUACAAAAACAUUGCAUUCUCAUAUGCAACUCCCCUCCGUAUUUGUUGCCCGUGUUGGAAACACAGGCGUAUUCCGGAAAAACUGCCGAACAAUUGGCGACAAUUCUGCAAGAGAAAAGCAUCAACUUUUCUAUAAUAUCACCGAGAAAGAUUCCUUCGUUGUAUAAACUAUUCGAAAAGGCCGGGGGCGAUUUGACUUCAUCACAAACGAAAAAUUACGCCAAGGAUCCCAGGCAUUUAGUUCUAUUGAAAGGAUUUAGUCUUAAGGAAAGGCCGGUCAGUCCGUGUCCGGGCACUUCCACUUCGGGCCAAACGCAAAUAACCAACACCGGUUUGCCUACGAUGACAUCCCUACCGAGUCCUUUGCCAGGCAACGACAGCCCCAUAUCGGGAACCAGCCAGCCUAAUUCGAAUAUUUUAGUCAAUACCACGGUGGGAGUCGGUGCGAAUGUUGGACAAAACAACGUUUACAGACCUCCUGGUGGCCAAGGUGUAGGUGUGGUAAAUGUAGCCGGUGGACGCAUGAUAGGAAACAACCAAAUGCCAAUGAUGCCGGUCAAUUGUCCGGGCUACCAUAACCCCGGUCAAAUGAACAGGUCGUCGCCACAUUGGAAUAUGCCGCCUCCCGUACCGCAAGUAAGACCUUACAUAUCGCAAACCAAUCAAGUUAAUACAACGCAAGGUAGCGCCCUGAUUGCCCAACUCACCCAACCGCCGUCCUCGAUAUCCGGAGCCGUUGUAAACCAAUUCGGGUCCAAUUUACAAACUUCUAUGGCUCAAAAUCAACCUAAAAUACAGACGUCGAUGCCGCAGGCAUCUCAAGCUAAUCCUGUUGCUACGUCUCAAGCGCAGGUAGUAUUAAAAAUGUCCCAGGGCGUUCCGCAAGGAGUCCAAGGCGUCCAAGGCCAACCGCAAUCUAUUAGAGAAAGGCACACGAUAUGGCAAGGGCUUUUGGAAUGGAUCGAGAAGCCUAAAAAUCCCAGCGAUCAGCAAAAAAUUACGAAACACGUACCCUGCCAGGUAUCGGCGAAUUCCAAAGACGGCGAACCCGAGUUAAAAGCCGACGGUUGGCCGCAGAAACUCAUUAUGCAGUUGAUGCCGAAGCAUCUGAUCGGAAACAUCGGCGGAGCUUAUUUGAAAAAUUCGAAAUCCGUGUUGUUUCACCCGCAACCUUGCGAUGCCCUGGAGUCUCUCACGAGAGUGAUGAGUUCCGGAUUUGCCGGAUGUGUACAUUUUACGAGCGUCCCCCCAUGCGAUAUAAAAGUCCUAAUCCUGCUAUACACAGCCGAUAAAAAAGCCUACCUAGGCUUCAUUCCCAACGAUCAAGUAGCAUUCGUCGAUAGAUUACGGAAAGUCAUACAACAGCAAAAAUCCCAGCAAAUGAGACAGCAAAACGGCCCGGGCGCUCCGAACAUAGGCCAGCAAGUGGGCCAAGUUGGCAAUCCCGCUCAAAUGUCGGGGGCCAAUCCUAUAACGUCCCAAAACCAACAAAACAUGUUGAUAUCCCCGACGAACACCCUUUCUAUGGGUGGAGCCCAGAUUACCCAAAACGUGAACAGCGCAGGCCAGCCUGUCCAAGGCAUGGGCGGCAUCAUCAAUCAAAACGUCGCCGCCGGCGGAAUGAGACCCAACAUCAGAAUGCCCGGAAUACAACAAGGCCAAGGGGGACAACAGCAGAUGCAGCAGAACAUGAUGCAGAACCAAGUGCAAAACUCGGCGCCGUUGGAGAACCAAUUGGAGGUGGAACGUCGGCAGAAUUUGGAAAAAAUCAAUCAAUUGAAGCAAACGUUGGAGGCGGCGCAACAGCAGGAGAGACAGUACAAGAGCCAGUUGGAGAGGAUCAGUCACAUGAAAACGUCGCAAUUGGAGCAGGCCUUGCAGGCCGCCCAGCAGACCGAGAUGCAUUAUAAAAUGCUCGAAAAUCAACAGAGGCAACAAAUAGCGAAUCAAGGGGCUCCCCAGUCGGCGACGGCGCAAAAUCAACAGCGUCUCAUGAGACCGGUGAUGCCGAACAAUCCGGGGCUCAGGCAUUUGCUUCAACAGCAACCGCAAUAUCGUCAGUUGAUCAAUGUCCAGCAAAUGGGUGGAAACGGGCCGAGGACGCAAAUGGGCCAGCAAAUGCCGAAUCCUUCGGGUAAUCAACAAAAUACGUUCGACGAAGUCGGUAACUUCGAUUUUAUGUAA